AUGUCUGACGAAAUUGUCUGGCAGGUUAUCAACCAGCAGUUCUGCUCCUAUAAGCUCAAAACCACAAAAGACCAAAACUUCUGCCGCAAUGAAUACAAUGUCAGCGGUCUCUGCAACCGCCAGUCCUGCCCGCUAGCCAACUCUCGCUAUGCGACCAUCCGAAGCGACCCCGACACCGGCGUCAUGUACCUGUACAUGAAGACCGUCGAGCGUGCCCACAUGCCCAGCAAAUGGUGGGAGCGCGUCCGCCUGUCCUCCAACUACGCCAAGGCUCUCGAGCAGGUCGACGAGCGACUGAUCUACUGGCCCAAGUUCCUGACGCACAAGUGCAAGCAGCGUCUCACCCGCCUGACGCAGGUCAACAUCCGCAUGAAGAACAUCGCCAAGGAAGACGAGCGUCUGGGCGAGAAGCUGGUGCCGAAGCUUGCGCCGAAGAUCCGUCGUCGUGAGGAGACCCGCGAGCGGAAGGCCGAGUCGGCUGCGAAGGUUGAGCGGGCCAUUGAGCGCGAGCUGAUUGAGCGCUUGCGGAGCGGCGCUUACGGUGACCGGCCGCUUAAUGUUGAAGAGGGGAUUUGGAAGAAGGUCCUGCGGGGUCUUGAGCGCGCUGGUGAUGGUGAGCGUGAUGUUGAUAUGGAUGAUGGUGAGGAGAUUGAGGACGAGGAGGAAGAGGGUGUUGGUGAGGUUGAGUAUGUUAGUGAUCUUGAUGAGGAGGAGGAUCUUGAGGAUAUGGAGGAUUGGCUGGGUGUUGACUCGGCUGACUCCAGCGACUAUGAUGAUGAGGAUGAGAGCGACGAGGACAGUGACAGUGAGGAGGAGGCUAGUGCGGAUGAGAAGAAACCUAAGCCUAGUGCUAAGCGGAAGGCUCCUGCUCCUGUCGCGAAGCCUCGCAAGAAGGGACCUCGCAUUGAGAUCGAGUACGAGACUGAGGGAGCUGGUAAGGACCAGCUCAUGGCAUGA
Penicillium soppii is the source of this 957-nucleotide messenger RNA. Its product is annotated as ribosome biosynthesis protein MAK16. Gene Ontology annotation, cellular component: preribosome, large subunit precursor; nucleolus. Gene Ontology annotation, biological process: maturation of 5.8S rRNA; maturation of LSU-rRNA. Bases 1 to 957 code for a protein of 318 amino acids. The transcript has 2 exons. Lineage: Eukaryota; Fungi; Ascomycota; Eurotiomycetes; Eurotiales; Aspergillaceae. The record is from RefSeq and is a predicted model, not a curated record.